This is a messenger RNA of Penaeus monodon (black tiger shrimp), 1347 nucleotides long. Its product is annotated as Kv channel-interacting protein 1-like. The record is from RefSeq and is a predicted model, not a curated record. The transcript has 8 exons. NCBI's taxonomy places the organism in Eukaryota, Metazoa, Arthropoda, Malacostraca, Decapoda, Penaeidae. The coding region runs from base 172 to 1026 and encodes 284 amino acids. Gene Ontology annotation, molecular function: calcium ion binding.
AAGAUAACCGAAGACAAAAAAACACGAUAAUGUAUAAUAAUGAAGUAUUUCCAAGACUUUGCCUUCCGAAAAUUGACGAAAGUGAUACCACGAACACGUUACAUCUAUAAAAAAAAGAAUAAUUUACUAGUGUGAGAAUAUACACAAGCGAAAAGAACAACAAAAAAAAAAAUGACUUCUUACGACGGUCCGAGCGCAGUUUACAUUAGCGAAGACGAAUACAACGAAUCGGACGAAUACUAUGACGUCACGCCUGAGCACCGACAGAGGAUGACAUCACGUGACCUCACGGAUUCUCCAGCUUCUUCCCACCAAUCACGUUCGUCUCUGAAGUCACGUGACCGUCCUCAAGGGUGGAGUCUUCAGUCAUUGUAUACAAGACUGAUGAAGACGUUUCAUCGAGCGUGGAAAGAAGUUCGAUUUAGCGGCCUGGAAGACCACGACCCGGACGACAUCGAGCUGAACGUCGUGCGCUACAAGCCGGACGGGAUCGACGCGCUCGCCAGGACCACCAAGUUCAGCAAGAAGGACCUUCAGCUGAUCUACAGGGGGUUUAAAGCCGAGUGUCCCAGUGGCUUCGUCAGCGAGGAGACUUUUAAAGGGAUCUACUCUCAGUUCUUUCCUCAAGGAGACGCAACGGCCUACGCUCAUUACGUAUUCAACGCGUUCGAUGUCGAGCAACAAGGGUCGAUCAGUUUUGAGGAGUUCGUGACGAUCCUGUCGGAGCUGUCGCGGGGCAGCGUGACGGAGAAGCUGCGCUGGGCCUUCAACCUGUACGACAUCAACGGCGACGGAUACAUCACCAAGGAGGAGAUGCUGGACAUCGUGACGGCCAUCUACUCGCUGGUCGGCCGCAACGCCAUCCCCGCCGUCGAGGAGAACACCACGCAGGAGCACGUCGACAGGAUAUUCGAGAAGCUCGACAUCAACGGAGAUGGAAUGGUGACUCUCGAUGAAUUUAUGGAAAUAUGCACGCAGGACGAGACCAUCGCCAACUCGCUGACGAUCCUGGACACGAACUUCUGACCCGAGGCCCCGCCCAGCGCCGCCGCCGCCGCCCUGCUCGCGCCCGUCGCCGCGCCGCAGGACCUCAACUGCAACAUGUAGAGGCGGCUCCCUCAGGCUGCCGCGCCUCGGGAGGAGCCACAGGGACAGGUCAUGGCCGCUGCGGGGUCAAAGAAGGUCACGAAGGCACACCUGGAAGUACCCCGUGGCACGACCGUCGUGUGGAGGUCCCUUGGGGAGGAUGGGGAGUCUGAGGGACAGUCAGCGUUGCCGACGUUUUUCAACGAAACGUUGAUCUGAGUUAGAAUGGGUCCACGUGACCCUAAAAGGAUAGCGACGUAA